This is a messenger RNA of Lepisosteus oculatus (spotted gar), 2209 nucleotides long. RefSeq names its product epithelial membrane protein 2 (gene emp2). The record is from RefSeq and is a predicted model, not a curated record. Lineage: Eukaryota; Metazoa; Chordata; Actinopteri; Semionotiformes; Lepisosteidae. Gene Ontology annotation, cellular component: plasma membrane.
CGUCCCGGCGAUGGGAGGGGAUCCGCGCUGCUGGUCGAGUCCCACUUACUACUUGCUUUCAAUCAGGUUUGGACUUGCAUCACUCGGUCUCCGCAUCUGGCUCCGGAGUUUGAAUCGACCUGCUUCCAAGACAAGUUUCUCUGUCCAGUUCCAUCUGAAACCUGAACUUUUUAAGUGACGAUGUUGGUAAUAUUGGCUUUCAUUAUCCUGUUUCAUGUAAUCUCAGCAACAUUACUCUUCAUUUCAACCAUAAAUAAUGCCUGGUGGGUACACCAAGACGUCUAUACUGAUCUGUGGAGGAUCUGCAAUGUCACGUGUGAACCGAUUAAGGACAGCAGCACUGCUGCUGCAGGUUUCCUCCAGGCUGUCCAGGCGACCAUGAUAUUAUCCACCAUUCUGUGCUGUGUGGCCUUCUUCGUGUUCAUACUGCAGCUCUUCCGUCUGAAACAGGGUGAACGAUUUGUCUUCACUGCCGUCAUCCAGCUCUUGUCUGCGCUUUGUGUGAUGAUCGGCGCGUCCAUUUACGCGGCUCAGCACGAGAGCUUCCACGAAGACAGCGUGCGCGAGGGCGACUAUGGCUACUCCUUUGUUUUAGCCUGGAUUGCUUUUCCUCUCACCCUCGUCAGUGGCUUGAUGUAUCUGGUUUUGAGGAAGCGCAAAUGAAUGAGAACAGCCCCUAGUCUCCCUGCAACUGCCCCCACCCGAAACCAGAGCUGAUGGGAUGCAUUUUGUAUAUAAUCUUAUUUUUAAUAUGACUUAGCAAAAAAUACCAAGAAAUACUAAGACUGUAAAAGAAUUAUUAACAGUAGCAUACUGGAAACCUAUCUAGAACUAGGAAUGGUAUUAUAUAUGUGUAGAAAUUCUAACCCUUUUUUUGUUCGGAGGAGUAUAUCAACGUUAACCCUAUUCUUGGUGAAACCCAUGUAUGCUGUGAUAAAAAGGUUUAAUAGUUGGAGUUCUGUCAGGGUGUGUAGACUUGAAAACAAAUUAAAUAGGCUUCAUUUAAAAGACAUCUAUUUAAUGUUUAAACCACUAGACAGCUGUAAAGCUAAGACGGCUUGCACUUGAUGCUUUCAAGUUGUGAAAUUGCCUUUUUUUUAAUCUCACUAACAUUGAACGACUGCCACCCCGUUUUCGGAUUUUUGCUUAACCAGUAGCAAAAGAGCACCAGCCUUUAGUACAAUUGGGGAGACAGUGCUUCUGGAUUUAAGAAAAUCUCUGUGCCAACCUUUAAGAAACCUCAAAGGAGCAGACAUGCCCACACACUUGCAGAGCAUGAAGUUAACUUGAAAAGUAAACCAUGUAAAUUUAAUUUUUUUGUAUUACGAGAUUAAAAGGGGGAGGGUUAUUAGUCCUGGGUUUUCAAUGUACUAAAACUUGAGUGUUUUUUUUUUCCUGUGAGAGGGAUUGUGACUCUUCAACAAAAUGUUUAUCACUGAAAUGGUGUAAAACAAACCAUGUUUUGCAUGGCAGGCUUUGAUCACAGGACCCAUCCAAAUCGCUAUCUGUACUCGAAGAGGGAAGCCCUGUUCUUCUGCCAGGUCUGCCAAAUGACACUUUGAUUCUGUUUGAAUGGGAGCACUUUGGUUCUGUUGUUUGUGUUCCAUAAAAAAAAAUAAGAGCACUGCUUCAUUCGAAAAGGUAUUUGACUUAAUCCUGGAAUAGUUUAAAACAAGAAAUUUCAGUUUUAUUUGACAUAGUUGGAAUUUAACCUCCACAGCAGUUAGGAUAAUUAUAUUUGGGUUUCUUAGUAAACAAGUUUUUUUUCCUUUAAGUGGUAAAACAGCAUGCAAUUCUGAAUAAGGCCAAAGUUAAACUGAAGCUGUAUUUAUUUUAUACUUAAGACAUUCUUCUGCUGUUGAUCCUUUUUAAUGAAGUGUUAUUUGCUUGAGUUUUUUUUACUAUAAUAUGUACAAAGUAAAUGUAUUGAUAUAUACCAAAGGACUUUUAUAUUUGGAAUUAAAUGAUAAAGGCAGCUUUUCAUGCUUUGGGUCUUAAAACUGAUUCAAAUGUGGAUUUUUGCAGCAGAAUCUGACAUAGAAUCCUGGACAAGGUUCAGCGUGUACAUGGAUCAACUGAAGUGUAUUUUUACAUUAAAAAAAAUCUCUUAAAUGUUAAGAUUGGAUUUUACCUUUCUUGCAAAACAUUUACCAUUGUCAUGUACACAUUUCUAUGCCUGAAAUAAAGUACUGGAUGUUUUAGAAGCCUA